UUCUAUUAUCCCUCCCCUUCCAUCCUUUGCUCACAUUGCUCUUCCCUUCGGUGGGAAAAUUCCUGCUGGAACAUCCACGGUGGAUUUGAACUCGGGAAUUCUAUUGGAAAAGCAGGGGUCUGCAACACACGCUGGAGGAUUUUCUUUCUUAUAUUGUUCAGCCCUCCCGGAUGCAAUUCAAGAGAAGAAGACAGUGCUUCAGAGCGGAACCUGCGGCUGCUGUGUGCCAUUUGAAAGUGAUGGGACAUACAGCCAAGUAUGAAAACCAUCAUAUUGAUGUGGAUCAUGGCUUCCUGAUCAGAUCUUCCUGCCCACUAUCUUCUCUUUCCUUGGACUCAUCAUUGGCUCAGUGAUGAACCACACACCCAGUCCCCACAUGACAGAGGCCGCCAAGUCUGGGCCGGGCUUGUUGUGCGGCCUGGGCCUGGGCCCGGAUCGGGUGCGUUCCCCGGACAGCCUGACCUACACACCCAGCCCGUCAGGGGGAACGCCCAGUUCCAGUCCUCCUCUGCUGAUGUCUCCAGGGCUGGGCUGCGAUGGCGGCGGGGACUGGGAAAGCCGCGAGGAGCUGCGUCUGCGUGAGCUGGAGGAGGCUCGGGCACGGGCGGCUCAGAUGGAGAAGACAAUGCGCUGGUGGUCAGACUGCACGGCCAACUGGAGGGAGAAGUGGAGUAAAGUGCGGGCUGAACGCAAUAGGGCACGGGAUGAGGUCAGGCAGCUGAGACAACGUCUGGACGCCCUUACCAAAGAGCUGACGGGGGCACGGCGGGAGCGUCAAGAGCUGGUGGCCGAAAACGAACAACUGCGUCUAGAGGCCCAAAGAGUCCGAGCUGAACAGAACUCCCCAGCGAAUACUUCCACUGCACCAGCAUCCAACUCCUCAACUGCCUCCACACACUCCAACCAGCCACAGGAAGCAGACAUCAAGCAGGACAACCAGGUUGAGGAGAACAUGAGAGAUGGCCCAGGCUCUCCAGAGCAGGAACCUGUGAGAGAUGUAGACACUGACAAACCAGACAAGCAGAAGGAGUUGGAGUUAUUGGAGGCUCUUCUCAGGGCGAAGUCAGAGGCUCCAGACUCUUGGGACAUUCGCAGUGCGAGUAGCUUGCGCUCAGUUCUCAGUCGGCAGGACCGGAGCAGACUGCUGUGGGAGGAUCUGGCUGCCCUGGAGGAGGACUCUGGCAAGCUCAACGCUCUCCAGCUACGCCUGGAUGAGUCCCAGAAAGUCCUGCUGAAAGAACGAGAGGAUAAGCAUGCGCUCAUUAAGAACAUUGAGAAGCUGGAGGUGGAGCUGAGCCAAUGGAAACUCAAAUAUGAGGAACUGAACAAGAGCAAACAAGAGGCCCUAAAACAGCUGAACUUCUUGAAAGAGGUGCAUCAGGAUGAGCUGGGCCGCAUGUCUGAAGAUCUGGAGGACGAGUUGGGGGCUCGUACCAGCAUGGACAAAAAACUGGCAGAGCUCCGUACAGAGAUGGAGCGUCUGCAGGUGGAGAACGCAGCAGAGUGGGGUCGUCGGGAGCGUCUGGAGACGGAAAAGCUGGCUCUGGAGAGGGAAAACAAAAAGCUGCGCACCCAGAUGGAAGACCUGGAGGAGCAGCUGGCACGCAAACGCAGGCAGGCCGCCAGCGCCCUGGACACCGACCUCAAGACCAUCCAAUGUGAGCUGUUUGAGAGGAACAAGGAGCUGGCAGAUUUGCGGCACGUCCACUCCAAGGUUAAAAAACAGUACCAGGAGAAGAUGGCCGAGCUGGCACAUGCCAACCGGCGUGUGGAGCAGCACGAGACGGAAGUGAAGAAGCUCCGACUGAGGGUGGAGGAACUAAAGAAAGAGCUGGGCCAGGCUGAAGAUGAGUUGGAUGAGGCUCAUAAUCAGACCAGAAAGCUACAGAGGUCCUUGGAUGAGCAGGUGGAGCAGACAGAGAACCUACAAGUUCAGCUAGAGCAUCUACAAUCCAGGCUAAGGCGUCAGCAGAAUCCGGGCCUCUUUGGCAAGAUGAGGACAUCAGCUUCAUCCCGUUUUGUGCCAGAGGACGCAGACGCCCCCCCUAGCGACCCAGAUGAAGAUGAGGAAGAAGAACUGCAGCUCCAGAUCCCCUAAACUGUUCGCUUCAGACCUGGGAAUGUACGAAAGACUCAAAGAUCGCACCCAAACAUUUCACCUUCCCCUUCAUUUCAUCUCUCAGCUGAAUACAUAAGAGGACUCACACUUCACAACCUUCGACAGACAGAUAAACACAAUGAUUUUUCAGUAGUUUGAAGGGCCAAUACAGUGCUUUAAACUAAAAUCUGCUUGUAUCUCCACCACUUUUAUUGCUGGUUAUAGUCCAAAAUGGCACAUAGAUGAUCAAUAUAAAGAUACACAUGGUUCAUAGACCAUUGUUAGACCAAGUUAUUGAAAACCUAUUACCUUUGAGGGUCAUAUGAGCACUAAAAAGCCCCUUUGAUGCUCCUAGAAUGCACAUGGUAUUAUGGUAAGCGUACAGAUGCAUUUGAACACAGUUCAAGCCUGAAAAAAGCCAAUUGUAACUUGUUCAAGUUUUUAAACCAUGAUAUACCCUGGAAAUAAAUUAACAAGGUCUGGACACAUCACAUUAUCUGAUCUGCAAAAGCACCCAUGCGUCCACACAGUACCUUUGUGUUUCUGCUUCAUGUACUGUUUACAUGCGUGUUCCAUGCCUCCUCUUUUUUUUAAUUGCCUGCAUUAUAAUUUUUUCUUGUCACCCUUUCAUUUCAAUUGUUCCCUUUUGCUCUUCCCAUUCAUUUAGAUU
This is a messenger RNA of Carassius auratus (goldfish), 2768 nucleotides long. It is a transcript of the gene ccdc102a, whose product is annotated as coiled-coil domain containing 102A. The record is from RefSeq and is a predicted model, not a curated record. The coding region runs from base 353 to 2098 and encodes 581 amino acids. The transcript has 10 exons. Lineage: Eukaryota; Metazoa; Chordata; Actinopteri; Cypriniformes; Cyprinidae. Gene Ontology annotation, cellular component: myosin complex.